This is a messenger RNA of Odontomachus brunneus, 1197 nucleotides long. RefSeq lists its product as uncharacterized. Lineage: Eukaryota; Metazoa; Arthropoda; Insecta; Hymenoptera; Formicidae. The record is from RefSeq and is a predicted model, not a curated record. Bases 1 to 1197 code for a protein of 398 amino acids. The transcript is spliced from 3 exons. Gene Ontology annotation, molecular function: zinc ion binding; nucleic acid binding.
AUGGAAAGAAGUGCGUUGCCAGCAGUGCCGUUAUUAACAGGAUCCAAUUACUUAGUCUGGGCUAUGAAAAUGGAAGCAAUUCUAAGCCUAAAGAAGCUGGACAAAAUGAUUAAUGAAGAAAAGCCAGCGGAAAAUGCCGAACAAAAAACAAGGAUCGAAUGGGAAACGAAGAAUAAAGAAACAGUGGCAUAUAUACGUUUACAUUUAUCGGACGAACAAGCAUUACAGUUCGCAACCGAAAAUGAAGCGAAAUUAUUGUGGAUCAAGAUUAAGAAUGCAUACGCAGGAGCGGCAGAGGAUCAAAAGAUCGACGCGAGCAACGACUUGAAAUUUCUCCGUAUGGAAGAGAAGGAAACAGUGAGCAACUAUAUUGCACGUGCACGUGGCUUAGCUACAAAAUGUGCAUCGUUAGGAUUAAAUGUGACGCCACGAGAAUUAGUAUAUUACACAGUACGAGGGAUAAACAACCAACAUAAAGAUAUCCGCGAAAUAUUGAAAACGCAACGGGAAAAAUCCUUGGAGGAAAUUCACGAGAUACUCAAGGAACGUGAGAAAGAAUAUCAACGUCGUGGAAGCCAUAUUAGAGAAACGGACGGUGCUUACGCUGUCCAGAGGAAGAACGACAAGAGAUGCUACAACUGUGGAAGAAGCGGCCAUAUUGCGAAGCUCUGUUGGAAUCGUAAAAACUACAAAGAGGAUCAUCACAGGGCUACCAACAACUACAAACGAGACGGAAGGAAAGACAAUGAUACGAACCGAGGAAUUACAGAGAGGAAGAAAUCCGCCAAUAGAUUAAAUGUGACGCCACGAGAAUUAGUAUAUUACACAGUACGAGGGAUAAACAACCAACAUAAAGAUAUCCGCGAAAUAUUGAAAACGCAACGGGAAAAAUCCUUGGAGGAAAUUCACGAGAUACUCAAGGAACGUGAGAAAAAAUAUCAACGUCGUGGAAGCCAUAUUAGAGAAACGGACGGUGCUUACGCAGUCCAGAGGAAGAACGACAAGAGGUGCUACAACUGUGGAAGAAGCGGCCAUAUUGCGAAGCUCUGUUGGAAUCGUAAAAACUACAAAGAGGAUCAUCACAGGGCUACCAACAACUACAAACGAGACGGAAGGAAAGACAAUCAUACGAACCAAGGAAUUACAGAGAGGAAGAAAUCCGCUAGUAGUAUAGUGAAACCUGUAAAUGGCUGGUGA